Molecule: messenger RNA, 4260 nt
Organism: Poecilia reticulata (guppy)
Lineage: Eukaryota; Metazoa; Chordata; Actinopteri; Cyprinodontiformes; Poeciliidae
Gene: pak5
Product: p21 protein (Cdc42/Rac)-activated kinase 5
Biological process (GO): apoptotic process; cytoskeleton organization; protein phosphorylation
Molecular function (GO): ATP binding; protein serine/threonine kinase activity
Source: RefSeq, a predicted model, not a curated record
CACAUACCCAGCCAGCUCUCCGCCCUGCUCUGCGCUCAUUCGCUCUCCCCAGCAGCCCGGAUGUAGCGCACAGGACCGCACAGUCCUCCACUCCAAAGAGAUAAUAACAUGGCGCUGGCAGACACAUAACGGUGCUCAUCCCUCUAAUAACAUCAACAGGAACAGACCAAAUACAAGCCGACGGGACAUGUGAGCUCUUCGACCCCCAACACAAGCAGAUCGUAAACAGAGAAAUGCAGAAAUGCCACGCUGUCUCCACAUGUCACAAACGAGCAGAGUUACAGCUGGGACUGAAUCAGGGCAUCUGAAUGAAACUGUUUGCCAGGGUUUUCCAGCAUGUUUGGGAAGAAGAAGAAACGGCUGGAGAUCUCAGCCCCGUCUAACUUUGAGCACCGGGUCCACACGGGCUUCGACCCGCGGGAGCAGAAGUUCACCGGGUUGCCACAGCAAUGGCAGAGCCUGCUGGCCGACACCGCCAACCGGCCAAAGCCCAUGGUGGACCCCUCCUACAUCACCCCCAUCCAGCUGGCGCCAAUGAAGAUAUCUCCCCAGAAAGUCCGGUCGUCUGAAACGCCGUUGCCCAAAACCAUUGUUCGAGGGAACCGGCCACCCAAAGAUGCAUCUAUUAACGGCCUGCUAGAGGAGUUUGACAACAUUUCAGUGACACGCUCCAACUCCCUGCGCAAAGAGAGCCCACCGGGCGUCCAGCAGGCUGGAAUCAGCUCCAAACCUCUAGGCAGCGGACAUCUCGCUGCUCUAGAGGAGAAUGGAUUCAACCACUACUACUCCCGCUACUCGUGCGAUCUGGAUACCUCCAGCAGGGACUUUUCCCUGGAAGCCGGCAAGCCAAGCUUCUCCAUAGAUGGAGACUGGGCUGUUGGGAGGCAUUACCGGUUCACCAAGCAGAAUGGCCAUUCCCACCCCAUCCGCAGCCCCUUCUACCCCGACGCCAUGCCUCAAAAAUCUGACUAUGGGAAGCUCCCGCCAGACUACCACACCUAUUUGGAGAGCAAAGGGCGCUCGGCCGAUGAGGUGGCCUCCACGGUCGGUAGCGGAGUGGGCUCCAGCGGCUACUACCGAGCGUCAGUUGGGGGCUCGUCCAGUCAGGACUACCGGGACACUUCAGUCGGCACGCCUUCCCGGGCCUCUCUCCACAGCGAGCAGAUCAACUACCCGGACAGCGAGUGGAGCUACGGCGGCUUGAGGGACGAAUAUGACAAGAGACCUAAGAGCUCCUACGUGACCCAGACGAGCCCGACACCAGCUAUUAGGCAGCGAUCUAGGUCAGGGUCCGGGUUGCAGGAGCAAAAUGUUCCCUAUGCCACCAGCGGGACUUUGAGGAACCCUCCUCAGGCCCACCCGUACAGCUCCUACACCUACCCUCGUCUCUCCGAGAGUCUUGCCAACUCACAAACGAUAGGCAAGGGUGAUUAUGAGCGUUCAUCGCGUGACGAAAGUCCCCAAGUUGCAGGUGGCGACACCUACCUUCGAGGGCCUCUCAAGCUACCUCAGAGCCACACCAAACCGCCCGGCUACCCACCAGCACACCUUCCUUACCCCCCCAUGUUUCACCAUUACAAGCCCUCUCCGUACCAUCAUCCCCCCUCCCAGCCCAGCCCACCGUACACCCCGCAGGGGGCCUACUCGCAGCCUUCAUCCCCUUACAUACCCCCAGGGGCUUAUCCUCCUCCUUCGUGGGGGUCAAGCUCCGACACGCAGCCUUCCAGAGUCUCCCAUGAGCAGUUCAGAGCUGCACUCCAGCUGGUGGUCAACCCAGGCGACCCUCGGGAAUACCUGGACAACUUCAUCAAGAUUGGCGAGGGCUCCACGGGGAUCGUGUGCAUCGCCAGCGAGAAGCACAGCGGCAAGCAGGUGGCGGUCAAGAAGAUGGACCUCAGAAAACAGCAGAGGAGAGAGCUGCUCUUUAAUGAGGUGGUGAUCAUGAGGGACUAUCAUCAUGAAAACGUCGUGGACAUGUACAACAGUUACCUGGUGGGAGACGAGCUGUGGGUCGUCAUGGAGUUCCUGGAGGGCGGGGCGCUCACCGACAUUGUGACUCACACCAGGAUGAACGAGGAGCAGAUUGCGACGGUGUGUCUGUCGGUGCUGAGAGCUCUGUCCUACCUGCACACACAGGGCGUCAUUCAUCGAGACAUAAAGAGCGACUCCAUCCUACUGACCAGCGACGGCAGGAUCAAGCUGUCAGACUUCGGCUUUUGUGCCCAAGUUUCCAAAGAGGUGCCGAAGAGGAAAUCUCUUGUGGGCACUCCCUACUGGAUGGCACCGGAGGUCAUCUCAAGAAUACCUUACGGGACUGAGGUGGACAUCUGGUCUUUAGGCAUUAUGGUGAUCGAGAUGGUAGACGGAGAACCCCCUUACUUUAACGAGCCCCCUCUGCAGGCCAUGAGGAGGAUACGAGACAACCUUCCCCCACGGCUAAAGGAAUCCCACAAGGUAUCGUCGGUGCUGCGGUCCUUCCUGGACAUGAUGCUGGUGAGGGAGCCGUCGCAGAGAGCCACUGCCCAGGAGCUCAUCCAGCACCCGUUCCUCAAGUUGUCCGGACCGCCGUCCUGCAUCGUUCCCCUCAUGAGACACUACCGCCAUCGUUGAUCUCCUGGCCUAAUCGCGUCCUCUUCCACACUAAAAAAACAAACAAAAAACCACAUGCUUACUCACCCCCCGUUAAGGGUGGCACCGCCCUCAUCCAGUCAAAACAACCUACUGCGUGAUGGCCCGCCACUAACACCUGUAACCGUAAACGUAGAUUAGCUCGAGGAAUAUUUAAGAAGUAUGUUUAUAAAACACAUGCACACAGAAAAGAAGAAGGAGAAGGAGCUAUCGGGACGUUCUGUUGAAGCGUGAGCCGGUUCGCGACGCUGCGCUCUUCUUUCUUCCUAGACUCAAGAGUCUCCAGCUGCACGUAGACUCAUAGUAGCCAUCAGCCUUCCACAGCUUCUGAAGGGUGCACUGAGUUGCUGGCGAGGCAGAAGGACCUAAGUGACCCCCGCUGCUCCAAAGCAGAGCAACAGAGGGCCAAACAAUCAGUGUGACGAGAGAGGCUUCUGACCGCCAUCGGUCCAUCAUUUAGAGAGGGACAGGCUGCGUCCUAGCAGCCGAGGCUAGCGCCGACAAGGUCACUCGCAUCCCUCUCUCUUCUCUCUCACACACAUACACGUCAAAACGCGAAAAUGUAUUUUAGAAAAACCUGUAACAUUUUCUGUACAGUUUUGAUAAUUUGCAGUAUUUUAUCGUGUCGUAACUAUUGUGAUAUGAGCAGUAUUAAAUAGAAUUUCUGCAGAGAUCUUUCCUACUGUUUAUAAUCCAGUUUUUGCUUAAAGAUAUAAGAGAUAUUCCAAAUAAAUCCAGCUAAACCUAACUGUUACUAAAAGUACUUAAUAUAUUUAUGAUCUCAACAUUUGUAGACAGAACUUCCAUUAAAUGUUUGAAAAAAAAAAAAAAGGGUAAUGUCAGAAUUUUCUAUGACAUUUUGAAGUAUUUAUUUAUUUAUUGGAUUUGGGGUGAUAUUUUUUAUUUGUAGUGUGGCCUUUUUUUCUUUUUUUUCUGUUUUUUUUUUUUACUUCAUGUUUUCUCCACGAUUCUUAAUGCACUCGAGCAAAAACAGUGAUAUCAGUUGUUAUGUAAUCCAAGCAAUACCCCAAACCUAUUUGUAAAACUAUCAAGCCCAGCUUUUAUGAUACUGUAACACCAUGAAUUUCAAUGUAGCACAGAUUGUGUGGAUUUGGCAACAAAAAAAAAGAAAAAGAAGGAUAUUCCUUGCCUUUUUUUCUUCUUUCAUAUUAGCUUAAUGGGUUUCCUUAACUACUACUUCGAGUUAGCUUCACACAGAGAUCAGGAUGCUGACAAAAAAAGUCUUACUUUUCACUCGCAUCCUCAUCCCACCUCUGUCUCUUGUCGUCACUGGAACCGUGCUGCCAUUCUCAUCUCCAGUCGAACCAGAGCAACAGUGUAAUCCUCCUCCCUACAUCCCCUUUACCCAUCAGUCACUGUGAUAUGUACAUAUGACUGUGAGCGUGAGUCUGUGUUUGUCGGAGAGCAAAAGAGUCGUGUCUCUGUACAGCAUCUGAAAGCGUGUGCCUGCGUGUCGUGCGCCCGCCCGCUAAUCCUCGACACUGGGUCAACAUCUGAAUGAGUAUACACUGAUUUGUGGUUUUGGCUUGUACAGUGAUAUUGCAUGUUUGUUUUCAGUGAAGCUGGUUUCAAUUAAAAAAAAGAAACGCACAUAAAAAAAAACAAAAAACA